AUGGUGCCACGUAUUCUCGUCGGUCUUCUAUCUGUUGCAACCUUCGCUGUCAGCAAGGCCGCCGCGACCGUCUUUUGUGAGCCAACAUCCCCAGGCCAGUGCACACUUUCCCUCAUCGGAACUUAUGACCCAGACUACUGGCCCCAUUCCUAUUGGAAAAAGGCCGAGGUUCAUGACAGUAAUUGCCAAGUCAUCGGCACAAGGGUGCAGAACGACGUUGUUUUCGAAUAUCUCAAAUCCGUCGUUCCCUUCUCAAUUUUCAGCACUCUUCCUUGGACUACAGAUAUCACGCAUCUCGACGAGGUCGGUGAAUAUAACAGAAUUGGUAUGAAAUAUGGCGAUUACGAGUACACUGGCGAUUUCGACUGUGCGCUCAUUCAGGAUGUACUGUUGCCCAACCCCAAUAACCAGGAUAAUGUCUGCAAGCAUGUCUUCCCAUGCGCUUGA
Molecule: messenger RNA, 447 nt
Organism: Truncatella angustata
Lineage: Eukaryota; Fungi; Ascomycota; Sordariomycetes; Amphisphaeriales; Sporocadaceae
Exons: 2
Coding region: 1-447 (148 amino acids)
Source: RefSeq, a predicted model, not a curated record